AUGACUAUUGAGAAGCAUUCUUAUGGUGAUAAAGCUGAUACUGGAGGCAAGAAAGCAAAAGUUGUAGAACUUUGUGCUAUUAUUACUCGAGCUCAAUUUGAGGAGUUAUGGAUGAGCAUGUUCUUUAAGAGUGUGGGGCCUGUGGGGAAGUGUUUGAAUGAGGCCAAGGUAGAUAAUGUUCAAAUACAGGAAGUGGUUCUCGUUAGCAAAUCAACUAGAAUCCCAAUAAUUCAGCAUCUCUUAAAAGAUUACUUCGAUGAGAAGAAGCUCUACACGAGUAUAAAUCAGGAUGAUAGUAUGGCUUGUGAUACAACAGUUCUAGACGCAAUCCUGAUUGGUAAUGGAGAUGAAAAUGUUCAAGAAUUGCUAGUGGUUGAUGUCUCCUUAUUAGAUCUUGGUGUUGAAACUGUUGGCAGGACGAUAAUUGUGUUAAUUUCCAGAAAUGCUACAAAUUCAGCCAUGGAAGAGCAAACUUUCCCAACCUACUCAGAUCAUCAGCGUGAAAAUGUUCCAAUUGAAGAGCUCAGCCGUUUGAAUUACUGUAAUUGGCAUUGGCAUUUCUAUGGAUGUUCAAUUCAACCUGUCAUCCAAGCAAGGUUCAACGGUCCCUCAAACUAA
Messenger RNA from Capsicum annuum, 618 nucleotides. Its product is annotated as heat shock 70 kDa protein-like. Gene Ontology annotation, molecular function: ATP hydrolysis activity; ATP-dependent protein folding chaperone; ATP binding. Gene Ontology annotation, biological process: cellular response to unfolded protein; protein refolding. The transcript is spliced from 2 exons. The coding region runs from base 1 to 618 and encodes 205 amino acids. The record is from RefSeq and is a predicted model, not a curated record. Gene Ontology annotation, cellular component: cytoplasm. Lineage: Eukaryota; Viridiplantae; Streptophyta; Magnoliopsida; Solanales; Solanaceae.